AAAUGAGUGCAGCAUCCACGGUUUCCUAGCAACCAACGCUGAUAGAAUGGCGAAAUUUGUGCUCGCUGGCCGAACAGACUGUCCGCAUUACGCCAGAGCGGAACUAUUAGCAGACCGUCUGCAACGCUCUCUUCCAGACUUCCGGAUCCAGAAGAUCUCCAUUCUCCCACAUGAGUGGCAGGAAUGGCUGGAGUCCACCUGCAAUAGAAAUGGCUGGAAGCAUGAGGAGUCCCCUAUGGUUUGGAGGGAACUGGUGGACCAAGGGGGGAAAGGGAUGCUCUUAGGGGGAUUCAGUGACUUCCUAGAGCAUUGCCAGGACUACUACAGCGUCACAUCAGACAUGCCGGCGGAUUUCAUGCUAAAUGUUGCAGCAGAGAAUCUGGAAACCAUGAUGAAUCUUGUUGUCGAGGAGCAGCUUCGUGUCAGUCUCAUCAAACCCCUGCACAUAUGGAUCAGUAGUGCUCUAAACCCGACCAGCCACUUCCUGAUCCCCAACCUGCUCUCUGCCGAGGUGUUCCCCCAUGUUUCCGCAAUCAGCCUCCACCUACUGGACCUGGAGGGGAACGAGGAGGGAUUGCAGUGGCUGAGGAUAGAGACGGAGGACAUGGCACUCCGUCAGCUCCAUCAAGUGACUAUUCACACAGAUCUGGAACAGGCAUUCCAAGAAGCGGACGUCAUCCUGCUGCUGGAUGAGUGGCGGUCUGAUGACAGCGAUGAGGAGGAGAGGAAGAGGAAGGUCAAGGGAAUCUCAGACAGGUACAGAGAGUACGGACAACUGAUGGACACGAGGGCCAACAAGGAGGUGAAGGUCAUUGUGUCUGGUGACUCAUUUGUCAACCUGAAAUGCUCACUGCUUUUGGACAAUGCAUGCUCCAUUGGCAGCCACCAAUUUGUCACCAUGGCAACUCAGCUGGAGAAUGAAGCCAAGGCCAUCCUUGCAAAGGAGCUGAGAGUGAGGACUUCAGAGAUUACAAAUGUCAUUGUGUGGGGAAACAUCAGUGGUAGUUUCUACAUUGACCUGCAGUGUGCAACCGUUUUCAACUAUGAUGGGGCAAUCAAAGGACCAGCUUUCUUUUCCCAAAAAGCUCAAAAUAUUCUCCAUGACAGGAAGUGGUUGGAGACAGACUUCCAAGAGUUGGUACGUUGUCAGCGUGCAGCUGUGGUGUCGAAGUCCCUCCGAGCAGCUGCCAUGACGGCCGCCAAUGGGAUCCUCGCUGUCCUUAAGGCUUGGAAUGGCAUCUGUAGUCCGGAUGAGGUCUUCUCUAUGGGUGUACUCUGCCCAGGCGACUACAAUCUCCCAGAUGGCAUCGUCCUCUCACUCCCAGUAACCUUCACGGACGGUAAAUGGUCCGCGCUGCUCGACCUGACUGUUGGAGACGAGUUGAGGGAGAGACUUCAACUUUAUGCAAGUGAACUAAGGCAGGAAAAGGAGCUUGGAUAAGAAAAUGACAUGAUUGUUAUGAAUAAAGACAGUUGAGAUUUGUUAAAAUGAUCAAAAGAAAUAAUCCAGAUACAUCUCGGUGCCACAUCUCGUUUGUUUCAGUUUGCUCUUUUAUUCUCUUACUUUCACAUGUUAUGUUGCACUUUUAUUAUUUAUACCAGUUUAAUGACAAUAAAUCUCUUCCGCUUUGUGAAACU
Cyclopterus lumpus (lumpfish) is the source of this 1638-nucleotide messenger RNA. It is a transcript of the gene mdh1b, whose product is annotated as malate dehydrogenase 1B, NAD (soluble). Gene Ontology annotation, biological process: tricarboxylic acid cycle; malate metabolic process; oxaloacetate metabolic process. Gene Ontology annotation, molecular function: L-malate dehydrogenase (NAD+) activity. Lineage: Eukaryota; Metazoa; Chordata; Actinopteri; Perciformes; Cyclopteridae. The transcript has 10 exons. The record is from RefSeq and is a predicted model, not a curated record. Bases 47 to 1441 code for a protein of 464 amino acids.